This is a messenger RNA of Drosophila hydei, 1471 nucleotides long. Its product is annotated as scoloptoxin SSD976. NCBI's taxonomy places the organism in Eukaryota, Metazoa, Arthropoda, Insecta, Diptera, Drosophilidae. The coding region runs from base 278 to 1273 and encodes 331 amino acids. Gene Ontology annotation, biological process: synapse organization. The record is from RefSeq and is a predicted model, not a curated record. Gene Ontology annotation, cellular component: neuron projection membrane. The transcript has 8 exons.
GUUGCCAAGCCGUGAAAACGGCACCGACCUGACAAAGAUAACAAUAUACAUUGAGAUAUAACAUAUAGCGGAAGUUACUAGAGACAUUCUAUUUGUUUAACAGCAUGCGUUGCAUAUUAAAGUGAUCCAAACACAGCAGUUAAAAGUAAAAUGUAAUAUUCAAAAAUAAAUGAACACUAAAACGCCUGCAGCCCCGUGAAUAAUAGAAACAUCAAUAUAAUAUCUGACUUGUACCAACUGCUAAGCUCUGGUUACCACCAACGCACUCGUAACAAAAAUGUCGCCAAAUUGGCUCCUGUUUCUUGAGAUCCUUAUUUUAUUGACAGAAAGUUCGCAGAGCGCUUCAAAGAGGUUCUUUACAGAUUUCCUUCAGGAUCUGCCAACACCCGGCACAGGUGGACCUACCUUUGAUACGACCAUAACCAGUAACAUUACCGGUCUUGUGGGCAAAACAGUAAAAUUAACCUGCCGUGUAAAAAAUCUGGGAAACCGUACGGUUUCCUGGGUCAGACACCGAGAUAUACAUCUACUAACCGUGGGCCGUUAUACGUACACAUCAGAUCAGCGCUUCGAAGCGAUGCAUUCGCCACAUGCUGAAGACUGGACACUUCGUAUUCGUUAUGCUCAGCGUAAGGAUUCAGGCAUAUACGAGUGUCAGAUCUCUACAACACCACCAAUUGGUCACUCGGUAUAUUUAAAUAUAGUGGAGCCUGUUACCGAAGUUGUCGGCGGCCCUGAGCUACACAUUAAUAAGGGUUCUACUAUUAAUUUAACUUGCAUUGUUAAAUUUGCACCCGAGCCACCCCCCACCGUCAUCUGGUCGCACAACCGUCAGAUUAUAAAUUUCGAUUCACCCCGCGGCGGUAUAUCCCUUGUAACUGAAAAGGGUAUUCUGACAACUAGUCGACUUCUAGUGCAGAAGGCCAUCCAGCAGGACUCUGGCCUUUAUACAUGUACACCAUCAAAUGCCAAUCCGACGUCGGUGCGGGUGCAUAUCGUCGAUGGCGAGCAUCCUGCGGCUAUGCAUCAUGGAAAAUCUGCGCCCUUACAGCCGCCGGAAUUUCUUUUACUAGUACUACUUUCUUUCGGAUUAUUGUUCUUUUUGAAGUCGAACACCCUGUCCAUCCAUCAAGCUACCACCUACUACAAUACAACUGCAAUAACCAAAGUAAUUCAACAAAGCUCAAUCGUCCUAGUAAACUGCCGAAAUCAGCAGCGUCAACGAGCACUCCGAAAUCAAUUCGAUAGUGACCAUAUGCCACCAACUACAUAGCUACCUGGAACAGGAUGUGGGUGUAGCUAUACAAGCACAUUUUAAUUUUUUUGGAAGGAUUCUGAAUUUGUCUUGUGCUUGACGGUGGUAUCGCUGAAGACUACAUUGGCCAACAAAGAAAUGUUUAUCUGUAUUCCAAAGAUAGUGUCUAAUAAUAGGUAUUGAUUGUGGUAGUUGGUGUCAAAGACCACGUUUGAA